UCAACUAUUUCUUUUGUAAGACAGAGGGAAGGAAAGGGAGGAAGAAAGAGAGGAGCAAAGGCCCUUGCAUUUCUCAUGAACUGUGGAGUCGUGUUGGGUUUCUAUUGUUGGGGUUGGGAGUUCUUAACUGCCCUUCUUCUCUUCUCCCCUUAUCCUUGAAUCUCUUCUUCUUCUUCUUCUUCUUCUUCUUCUUCUAAAUAAUUUUCUCUAUUUUCUUUACAAACACAUACAUCUUAUUUUCUGUAUUGGGUAGUAAUGGAGCCUAUGGCAAGUGAUAGUAACAAGGGCUUGUUAGAUUACGUUAGGAAAUCAACCCCACCACCAUUUUUGAUGAAGACUUAUAUGCUCGUGGAGGAUCCGACCUCCGACGACGUUAUAUCGUGGAACGCCGAUGGGACGGGGUUCGUGGUGUGGCAGCCGGCGGAGUUUGCUCGUGAUCUCCUCCCAACGCUUUUCAAGCACAGCAACUUCUCUAGCUUCGUCCGGCAGCUUAAUACCUAUGGAUUUCGGAAAGUGGCAACCAGCCGAUGGGAAUUUUGCAACGAAAUGUUUCGGAAGGGGGACAGAGAGCUGCUUUGCAAUAUCCGUAGAAGAAAAGCAUGGGCCAAUAAGCAACAAACUGCUGCAACAAUUCAAGUGUCACCACAAGAGUCCGACGAAGAUCAGAGAUCUUCCUCAACUUCUUCGUCUUCAGGACACAACAGCCUAGUCGACGAAAACAAGCGACUCAAGGAGGAGAACGGCGUCUUAAGCUUGGAGCUGACGAGCAUGAAAAGGAAAUGCAAGGAGCUUCUCGACUUGGUGGCUAAGUAUGCACAGUUUGAGAAAGAAAAGGAAGAUGAGAGUCCAAAGCUGUUUGGGGUGAGGUUGGAAAUUGAAGGAGAGCGGGACAGGAAACGAAGGAGAGCCGAGAUCAGUGAAAGCGCAAGCAUUUUACUGUCUCAAUCUUGCAAAUAAUAAUGUCAGUUAGGAAUUAGAAUAAUGAAGAUAGGAAGCUUGGCUACUUCAAAUCAAAAGUAGCAAUACAUAGAGAGUACGUGCAUGUGUACAUUAUAUAUAUGUUUGUCUACUCUUUUGGUUGGUGUUGAAUCAGGGACAAGCCUGCUAGACUUAAUUAUUUUAGUACCUGCAAUCAAGCUUCUAUUUGAUUGCAAAACAUGUAUGGUUUAAACACAUGAUUUACUGCUCAUCUGCAUCUUUUCUUUCUCUUUGA
Theobroma umbraticum is the source of this 1213-nucleotide messenger RNA. It is a transcript of the gene HSFB3, whose product is annotated as heat shock transcription factor B3. Gene Ontology annotation, cellular component: nucleus. Gene Ontology annotation, molecular function: DNA-binding transcription factor activity; RNA polymerase II cis-regulatory region sequence-specific DNA binding. The record is from RefSeq and is a predicted model, not a curated record. NCBI's taxonomy places the organism in Eukaryota, Viridiplantae, Streptophyta, Magnoliopsida, Malvales, Malvaceae. Gene Ontology annotation, biological process: regulation of transcription by RNA polymerase II.